Messenger RNA from Periconia digitata, 1628 nucleotides. The record is from the annotation of a GenBank genome assembly. NCBI's taxonomy places the organism in Eukaryota, Fungi, Ascomycota, Dothideomycetes, Pleosporales, Periconiaceae.
ACGUCUGACGCGAUCCAGCAAUGUUUGUUUUCGAGCGCUAUGACCCACAGAGGCUUUCUCCCAGAUUAUGCGAAUCGGCAUUUGAAGUCGGGAUAAAGAAUAUAAGGCUUGAUUAUAGCGUGUUUCCUGACCUAGCAACCUUCCCCAGAAAGCCGAGGUUCGCGGGGUGAUUGCGGGGCAAUAAGUCAAGUCUAUCUCAACCGUCUUUCUUCUUUUCUCUUUGAUGCAUGAAGGAUUUCCAAGGCUGCUGCUACCGAAAGCUUAUUCUGUUGUUUGCAUCGGAAAUAUCUUGUUGAGUUUCUCAUAGCUGCUGCUCCCGAACAAUAUAGUGUAAGUGGACUUGACUAGCACACAAGCGUGGUAGAAGCAUUGUAAAGCAAAACGAGCAGGAUCUGGCCUAGACUUCAUUCAAGAGAGUUUACUGAUCGGCAACGUAGUCACUUUUCGUUCAUUGAGUCUAUUCCGAGCGUCGAGUGGCUACGCAAACUCUUUGACAUUCAAAUACCACAACAAUAUUGUCUCAACAAUUACGGCCUUGACUCAAAAUGUGCGACUUCUCCCAGUAUGGCGGCCCAAGCGACGAAUGGCUCGCAGUUGAAAAAACCAUCCCGCAGAACCUUUUCGGCAUCGACGCCGAUGUCAACGCAGUGAAGAAGGCGAACAACGAUCGACGAGAGAACACCGCUGCUGAAGGACUAAAACCUCUUGCUUCCCAACUCAAAAUCGAGACUUACACGAUAUCCACCCGCGACGGAUCCACCAUAGAAGCCCGCAGCUACCGUCCUCUAGCCAAAAGCGCAGAAGAGAAACUACCAGUCUGCGUGCACUUCCACGGUGGAGGAUUCUUCUUCGGCACUCUUUCCAGCGAAGACGCCGUAUGCGCCGAUCUGGCGUUGAAAACCGGAGUCAUAGUGUUCAACGUGAACUACCGCCACACGCCUGACUUCGCUUUCCCGACUGCGUGGCUCGAUGCGCAAGAUGCGUUUGCGUGGCUACAUGCUAAUAUCUCUACUCCAGCUAUCAACGGCGAUCCGUUGAAAGUCAUCAUCGAGGGCGUUUCGGCGGGUGGGCAGCUCAGCGCGAGUCUGGUGCUUGAGAAGCACUUGGGUAAAAGCGAUGUUCUUAAGGACCUGCCUCCGAUCGCAGGGCAGAUUCUCAUGAUUCCGGCUCUUGCGUGGAUUGGGACAUACGACGAAGGACCUUUGAAGAAGAUAGUGAGCCCUGAGAAGUCAUCUCUCCAUGAGAAUGCGAAUGCGCCGAUCCUACCGCGCAACGUGAUUGACUGGUUCAUGGGUAUGUUGAAGGUCGAUCCUCCUCCACCCGUGGAUGAUACAAAGCUUAAUAUUGUUAAUGCUACUAUCGCUGAGACGAAAGGCUUACCGCCUACUGUUAUCGGUGUUGCUGGUCUAGAUCCUUUGAGGGAUGAGGCGCUGCUCUAUGGGAAGACUUUGGCUGAAGCGAACGUACCUACCGAUAUUCGAUUGUUCAAAGGAGUUCCACAUGGAUAUCGGAGAUUUGGGGAUGCGCUGGAAGUUAGUGCUGAUUGGGAUCGCUGCAUUGAAGAGGGUGUUGCAUGGAUUCUGGGGAAUCCGCAAGCCACGGGCAAGUUUGAUGUCAAGGUUUUAUAG